Leptinotarsa decemlineata (Colorado potato beetle) is the source of this 873-nucleotide messenger RNA. RefSeq names its product gamma-glutamylcyclotransferase. The record is from RefSeq and is a predicted model, not a curated record. Gene Ontology annotation, molecular function: gamma-glutamylcyclotransferase activity. Lineage: Eukaryota; Metazoa; Arthropoda; Insecta; Coleoptera; Chrysomelidae.
AUGCAAUCCGAAUGCAGUUCGAUAUGGAAUUGGAAAAUUAAACGAUUAUCAGUUCCGGGGACUAUAGUUCCAAAAAAAGGCAGCCACGUUUGGGGAGCAAUCUGGGAAAUAAAAAAUGAAGAUUUGGAGAGUUUAGACAGGCAAGAAGGUGUUCACGCUAACAUCUACUACCCCAUCACCGUGGACGUUGAAACUCCAGAGGGAAAGGUGUUACAGUGCCGAUGCUAUCGACAAGUUGGAAAUGCCGACGACGUGAAUCUUGAAAAUUUGCCAGAGGAAAGAAGACCGACGCCUGCUUAUUUGGAGACUAUGAUCAAGGGUGCCGAGGAAUCUGGCAUCCCCUCGGAAUAUAUAAAUUUCCUGAAAAAAAUACCUCAUAAUGGGUCGGAGGUGAAGGGUGAUUUGAAAUUUCAGUAUUAGAUAUAACAUUGGCAAAUAGGGUGUGGUUCAGAGUAAAUUAUAUCGUGUAUCAAAUUUGAAACUUGCCUAUGGAAUAUCGUCUGAAUGAAUAAAAUAUUAAGAUAUGUUAAAAACCCCUUCCGGUGGAAUCAAACAUUAUAUGAAUCACUCAAGAAACAAAAAUUAGAAUGAAACCCCUCAUGUGAUAUUUGGAAAGUUUUUCAAAAAAACUCUAGCAGUACCCGAUAUUGUGUAUGUUAUUGUCCAAACAACAAAAACGGUUGAUAAAACUAUCUAAUACUAUCUCUUAUUAGGAAUAAAAUGUUACACUAUAAAAUUUUGAACGCGUACUGGUUCACCUUCACAUAAUUGCCGUUGCAUGGUAUAUACAUUUAAUAACCUGAUUGAUAUUGUCAUAAAGUCAUUGAAAUUUGAAAAAAUAUAUUUUUGGAAAAAUAAAGUAAUUUAGAUUUA